Hordeum vulgare subsp. vulgare (domesticated barley) is the source of this 755-nucleotide messenger RNA. RefSeq names its product chaperone protein dnaJ 11, chloroplastic-like. NCBI's taxonomy places the organism in Eukaryota, Viridiplantae, Streptophyta, Magnoliopsida, Poales, Poaceae. The transcript has a single exon. The coding region runs from base 107 to 517 and encodes 136 amino acids. The record is from RefSeq and is a predicted model, not a curated record.
CAUCGGCGUCUCAGCUUUCCUCGACGAGGACGGACAACAGUGCAACGAAGAAAUACUCUGCUUUUGGUCUUGGAUAAAAGAAUCAAGAAUAGUGAUCGGAGAAUCCAUGGCUGCUGCGUUUGCGUCGACGCCGGCGGUGUUGGGGUCGGCUCGACCGGGACGGGUGGCCGGGGUUCGGCGCUCUGUGGUGGUGCGGGCGUCCUCCACGGUGGCGGUGGCAAUCGGGAGAACGCACUACGAGGUGCUCGGGCUGGGCGCCGGGGCCAGCAGGGGCGAGAUCAAGGCCGCGUACCGGCGUCUUGCCAGGGAGGUGCACCCUGACGCCGUCGGAGGUGGUGGCGACGAGGGGUUCAUCCGGCUGCACGCGGCCUACGCCACCCUCGCCGAUCCCGACGAGCGCGCUCGCUACGACCGGGACGUGACCUGCCGCGCCGCCGGGAUGACGAUGCGGCGGAGGGCGGCAGCGGCCGGACCGGCGUUCCGGCGGAGGACGUGGGAGACCGACCAGUGCUGGUAGGACGGGCGGACUCGCGCGGCUGCCCUCCCGGACCAUCGGAUCAGGCACGCCGUGUCAUGGCCGGCUGCCUUGGCCGGCAUGGUCAGAAUUGGACGACCCAGAUCGCGUGUGCGGACGCGGAAAGAGUCGUUUUUUUAAGAUCUCUUGUGCGUCCGAUUAGCAAAAUGCAAAUAUGUAAAUGAAUUAGUUACCUACUUGUAAAUUAAAGGCCAAGGAAUAUACUACGUAGUUUUCAAUA